Molecule: messenger RNA, 4180 nt
Organism: Pelodiscus sinensis (Chinese soft-shelled turtle)
Lineage: Eukaryota; Metazoa; Chordata; Testudines; Trionychidae
Source: RefSeq, a predicted model, not a curated record
AACCUUGUGCUUUAAGUUUAUUCCUUCAAGUUUGUUUGUUUUUUAUCAAUAGAUAAACCUUGUGCUUCAUGCAUAGUUUUUCUUUUAAAUGAAUCUUUACCACUUUUUCCAAUUAGCAAGAUUCAAAUUCCUUGGCCUGUACUCUUUUGAGAUACUGGUGUCUGUAAAUACACUCAAAAUGCAUAAUGCUUAUUAAACCUUCCUGCCUAACGCAGUAUCGUUUUUAACACAGUAUACUAGCUAGUAAGACAGACAGACAUUAGACAAACACAAAACAUAAAACAAUCUUUGUUGCAACAAUACAUCCAUGGUGUUAUAGGGUGUUCAGCUGGUACCAGCUUGUCCUGAUUUUCUGAAAGAUUAAAAAAAAAAAAGAACAUACUUCUACCCCUUUGGGAGUGGCACAUUAUUAUUUACAUACUUUCUCUUUUACAAAUAUGCUUUCACUCCUCUCUUUGCUUACAAUUACUCCUGUAGUUACAUAUUUUUGUUUUGUAGGCAAAACAGGUUUCAGUGGUUUCUACCCCUUCUUUUGGGUGAAUUACCCCACUGUGUAAUCAUCACAUUCAGGAGGUGUACUUCAGUUUUCUUCUUGUACAGCAGACUAGGUUAGCAAGUUUCUGCUGUGUCAAGUUUAUGCAUAGAGAAUAGCCAAGAAGCAUUAUUACUGUAAUUCCGGAGAAUUUUCAGGGUGAGUUGUGUUUCCAAUGACCAUUUUUCUAAAAGCAUUCCUUUAGACUACUUAUCUUUGAGACCAGUUUGUUGUUAGCAUCUUUAAAUCUUUGCCUAUACAGACCCCCUUUUGUAUCUGUUUCCAUGUUUAGCAUUGUGCAAACAUAAAUCCUUUUUCUUGCUUGUUUUUAGAUCCUGAGAUUUUUAGAUUCUCAGUUUCAGGUUUGACUCUUUUUUUCCCACCUUUCUUUCUGGAGGGCUUAAAUUUGAACUUUCUGAUGUCAGGUAGUUUGCUGAUCAAACUUAGCUAUUACCUGCAAAGCUUCUUUGUGCUGCCAGCUAGGGCAUCUGCACCACAGAACACUUUCUGGCUUGCUUUUAGAUUCAAAGCUCCCGUCCCCCUCCCAAGGCAGGCAAAAGGCAGGCCCUGCAGCGAGCUGGGGGAUUUCAGGUGACAACUUAGGAAGGACGGUCUGUCCUGUGUGGACAUUAAGCCUCUGGUCAUGGCUUUUCCCAGAGUCCUGCUCCCAAAGUCGGAGUCCAGAGGUCCGAUUCCGAGCUCAGUCCUGUUUGCACUCCUGUCUCUGGAUUUCUGAUCCCCAUCUGGUGGGAGAGAGACCACACCCCCUCGCUCCCCACCCCGGGCAGCCUGCUUCACCUCGGUCCUGCUGCGCUCAGCCCCGGCGGGGGGCACUCGUCCAUGGAGCUUGUGACGUGCUUUGGGACUAUCGGCAGGGAGGGGCCUGGGCAGAUGUCUAAUGCUGGUGCAAGUUCUGCUUUCAGUUCUGCUGAAGUGAAACUCAUGGUCUUCGGAGGAAGCCACCCCAGUGCAACUGAAAGAACCGUGGCCCAUUGGCCCGUGAACUGUGUGUGCCAGGCCUCGCUGCAGUGCCCUGUGCCCAUGAACGGAGCUUUGAGCCUGCAGGGACGGGGACCUGCCGGCGUUUCCUGGGCCCAUUUCGGCCUGUCCCGCUCACGCAGUGGCGAGCGCGCAUUGAACUCCAGGGGGUGCGCGUGUGGAGAAGGGGGGCGCGUGCAGAGCUGACUUGGGCAGGCCACCGCCCUGGAGCUGCGCGAGAGCUACUCCUUAGAAGAGGAGCCGGCCGGGAGAAGGAGCAGGGCUGGCCCGGGUGCGGGUAGCUGCGGGUCCCCCGGCGGCUGAUGCAGGGCUAAUGCGAGCGCAGCGAGCAUCACGCCAGCGGCGUUCUGAAAAGGCUCCUGGCGACCUUGGCCCCUCCGUCCAUAUCUAACCCCCUAAGUCGGGGGGCUCUGAGUGCAGUGGGAGCUGCAGGAGCUCAGCCCCUUUGAAUACCAGGCUGCUUUCGUCUCUGCGCCGCGCUGAGGUGAGGGGCCUGCCCUGGGGCAAGCCAGGGCCAAUGCCUGCAGCCCUGCCGGAGAGCCGUCCAGUGGCAGCAGACACCCAGCUCACAAGCGCAUACGGACGGGAGGACAGUCCGGAUUUUCCCUGCUUGGAGUGCAGAACGGAGCUCCGCCUUCCCUAUGGCCUAGGGCUGCAGGAGACUUCCCCUGGUCGCACGCAGGGCUUUCCACAUGGGCAGGGUAUCGCUUUGGCCAGGACUGACUCUGGGCUGAGGAACCCGGGCGCGUGGGCGGCCUGGUGGCACGCUGGAGUCCAGACCCUCUUCCGGCUGGCUGCCGCAUCGCGGUGUCGGGAGCGGGCGUGAGCCCCCACCGCGGCGGGGCGGUUUCCCUGUGGGCAUUGAGUUACUGCCCACGCGCUCCCCAGGAAAGGGCCGGGAGGGGCGCCACUGACAGGCCGUCGUCUGCUCUUGUGUCUCAGGAGCUGGCAGACCAACGGCACUUGUGAGGGUUCAGUGGACAUGGAGCUGCUGCUGCACUACUCCCUUAUCCCGUCGCUUGCCAUUAUUGCGGUGCUGUCCUUCCUCGAGCGCCGAGCCAGCAGGACUUGGCUGGACGGGAAACUGCGCUUCCUGGAGGGCCGCUUUGGCAUUGUGGUACCCCUGGAUUUUGUGGGGACGUUCAGCAACCGGUGGUCCUUCGGGUUCGCCUUCGGCGCCACGGCCAAUAAGGUCAUGCUCCUGUUUUUGGAAGAUUACGUGCCGCUGCAGGUGCCCCGCUGGGCCCAAGCCGUUGUGCUUCUCAUAGGCGGCACUGAAGUGGGCCUCUCCCAUUUCCCGCUCUUUGCCUGCCUCUCGACGGAGUCCCACGUCGCCGGCUCUGUCCUGGGCUUCUGCUACGCUUCCACUUGGCUCGCAGCCAUGAUGAUCUACAUUGCGCAGUGCCCACACGGACAAGUAAGUGUGUUUCUGUCUGAGGAGGGCUUCACGUUCCUCGUGUUGGUAAUGGUGCCGGGGCACUGGCACAGCGGAGGUUUGGCUAGCGAGUCAGCUCCUCCGAGCCCCGGUUCCGUCCCGUGCCGAGGAAGAGCAGGGUGCACAACAGCCUUGCCUGGCUUCGGAGAGGCCAGCGAGAGGAGUGAGUGCCCCAGACGGGGGAUCAUAUUUUACUGGCCGUCCCUGCUGUGCCUGGUGUUCCUGCUGGGCCGCUUUGCCCUGAUGUUUGCCAAAGCCCUGCGGGUGCGACUCAACAUGGACGUGCCACGCCGUUCGGCUGUUUGCCCGUCUCCCUCCCUUCCCAGGCAGGCGCAGAAGUCUUGGGUCCGGCGCAAGCUGUACGAGUGGGACGCCUGCUUUCAGUUCCCCGGUCGAAUGAUUGGCACAUCCGUGCUAGCCGUCAUCUGCCUCUACCUUUUUAUUGUCAUUGAGAUUUUCGUCCAGAAGCAAUCCUUCCAACAGCUGAGGGCACUGGAGUCGACAAUGGAAAAUCAUUUCCUACUUAGCAAUAGCACUGAAGAACUUUCCCCCGUUUUCCCGUGGCUGGGAGAGUUUAUUAAUGUCCUGCAAGGUGUCUGGUUUUUCACCGUCUUUGCUGCCUCCCUGACCUGCAUCACCUACGUGUUCCACAUCUUGGCCUGCUACAGAAAACACAUGAAGCGGCUGUGGGCAGGGGAGAAACAUUUCCUGCCCGUCAGAUUUCACCAGCCUUCUUCUUCUCGCAGCGUGGCAGCAAUAGCAAGAUACUCCGGCUGGCAAAUCGCAUACUUGUUAUGGGGGUACCUGAUCCUGCACACGGUGCAGUGCGUGUUCGGGAUGUUCAUCAUGUACGCUGUUGUUCUGCCGAUACACCAUGGCCAAGGCCUGGAAGUGGCGAAGGAGUUGGGACUGACAAUGUAAGUGCACUGGCUUGGCACAGCUCUGGGCUCACCCCACGCUCGCGGGGCGCCUUGGGACGGAGCCUCUGGCACAGCGAGAGUCCUCCCGAAGGGCCCGGGGCGCACACUAGGCCGUGCCACCCUGCGGCGCUCUCAGCGGUCCCUGUGCUCCUUCCGCUGCGAUGCUGUCGGGUGUCCGUGGCACCGUGCCUGCCGGCGUGGUUCAAGCAGCCCAAGGAGCGAGCGUGGCCGGCGGCAGAGCCUCUCCUGCCCAGAGCGCCGUCCCGGCACGUUUGUCCGUCCAGCGUGGGUCGC